Molecule: messenger RNA, 2442 nt
Organism: Oncorhynchus keta (chum salmon)
Lineage: Eukaryota; Metazoa; Chordata; Actinopteri; Salmoniformes; Salmonidae
Product: somatomedin-B and thrombospondin type-1 domain-containing protein
Exons: 7
Coding region: 535-1320 (261 amino acids)
Source: RefSeq, a predicted model, not a curated record
GGGAGGAACUCAGUGGGAGAGAGAGAGGGAGGAACUCAGUGGGAGAGAGAGAGAGAGAAUCUCAGGUUUGGUGUGUGGUUAGUCUACAAGUAGUCAGUGCGGAAACACUAGACAGACAGACAGACUGACUGAGUGACUGAUCUGUGUGUGAACAGUGGAGUUGAGCUUGUGGAAAGACGCUUUUCUUCAGCUCAACCUGCUGGUAAACAGAAGGGCUGUGUGGACGCAGGAAUUUCAGGUCACGAGGGCUCCAGCAGCAGAGCAGUGGUCGGAGAAGUGUUGUCGUUAAUCUGAGCUGGGGUAGGGAGUAUGUCUACUGUGUCCUGCUUGAUUGAAGAUUGUCCCUGUCCUUCUUACUCUGACAGUAUGGGAGAUCUGAAAACAAACUGAGUAGAAGACACACACACACUCACACAGAGAGACUCUAGACGCGGAGACGACACACACACACUGUAAUUUUGGAGAGACUAUUUCAGCCUCUUGUGGAAUCCUUGGAGGUCCCAACUUGCCCCCCCUGUAUUUUUGUCCCUGACGAUGGCGUCAACCGUGGAUUAUGUGUUGUUGCUGGUAGCUGCCGUGCUGGGACCGUACCACGUUGGGGUGGAAGGAGGGUGCGCUGGGAAGUGCUGCCGGGGUUCAGACAUCACCUGUUCAACGGCAGACUGGAGGAUGGACCGUGUGUUCGGCACCUGCUACUGCGACGAGGGCUGCCUCAGGACCAAAGACUGUUGCUAUGACUACCCCACCGAGUGCCCAGCCCAGUCGUGUGUGGUGACUGACUGGAGUCAGCGCCACAUUGAGCGGGAGCCCAGGAACAGUGCAGAUCCAUGUCCCAGUCUGGAGGAGCAGGCUGGCUGCAUGGACUACCAGUCAAACCAUGGAGAGAUCUGCACUCAGAACACAGGUCCUGGUUAUAACCAGGGGGACUGUGUUUGUCCCUCUCCAGGUCCAGCUUUCAUCACCACCAGGGAGUUUGGUAAAGGAAGAACAAAGCCUGACAUCUACGGAGCAUCUCUGUACCCUGGGUUCUGUAUGGAGUAUAAGAUGGAGUCUCUGACUACCCACUGUACGGUGGAGAACAGACCACACACCCACUGGAUGCAGUACCUACGUGAGGGCUACACGGUGUGUGUGGCGUGCCAACCCCCCGCCAUGCGUAACCAUAGCGGCAGCUGCCAGGGAGACGGACAAGAAUCCAACAGUGAGGAGCUGCUCCAUUGGCAGGCUGUGGGGAACUCUGGCUGUCGUGGAACGUGGAAGAAGGUCCAGAGAACAGCAUACUGCUCCUGUCCUCACGUCCACAGCUUCCUCUUCAUAUAAACACACAGGAAGUCUUACUUGCGGUCCUACUUGCACCCUUAUUCCCUAUAUGGUGCACUACUUUAGACCAGAGCCCUACGGCACCCUAUUCCCUAUAUAGUACACUACUUUAGACCAGAGCCCUAUGGCACCCUAUUCCCUAUAUGGUGCACUGCUUUAGACCAGAGCCCUAUGGCACCCUAUUCCCUAUAUGGUGCACUGCUUUAGACCAGAGUCCUAUGGCACCCUAUUCCCUAUAUAGUGCACUACUUUAGACCAGAGCCCUACGGCACCCUAUUCCCUAUAUAGUACACUACUUUAGACCAGAGCCCUAUGGAACCCUAUUCCCUAUAUAGUACACUACUUUAGACCAGAGCCCUAUGGCAACCCUAUUCCCUAUAUGGUGCACUACUUUAGCCCAGUCAAACAGUAUCCUUGUCCUAGAGACACGUACAUGGUUGACAAAGCGUCACCCCAGGGUACGGCCAAUACGAAACACAGCCCUUCUUUUACGGGCUUCUAAAAUCCCCUAUGGGGAAAAAAUAUUGGAUCCAUUUUUGACGCUAGAUUUUUAUGCUAAUUAUAGGGCUCUCUCAGUAGGGUGACUGGUAAUCUAUAGGGCUCUGGUCAACAGUAGGGAAUAGGGUGACUGGUAAUCUAUAGGGCUCUGGUCAACAGUAGGGAAUAGGGUGACUGGUAAUCUAUAGGGCUCUGGUCAACAGUAGGGAAUAGGGUGACUGGUAAUCUAUAGGGCUCUGGUCAACAGUAGGGAAUAGGGUGACUGGUAAUCUAUAGGGCUCUGGUCAACAGUAGGGAAUAGGGUGACUGGUAAUCUAUAGGGCUCUGGUCAACAGUAGGGAAUAGGGUGACUGGUAAUCUAUAGGGCUCUGGUCAACAGUAGGGAAUAGGGUGACUGGUAAUCUAUAGGGCUCUGGUCAACAGUAGGGAAUAGGGUGACUGGUAAUCUAUAGGGCUCUGGUCAACAGUAGGGAAUAGGGUGACUGGUAAUCUAUAAGGCUCUGGUCAACAGUAGGGAAUAGGGUGACUGGUAAUCUAUAGGGCUCUGGUCAACAGUGGGGAAUAGGGUGACUGGUAAUCUAUAGAGCUCUGGUCAACAGUAGGGAAUAGGGUGACUGGUAAUCU